Ogataea haglerorum is the source of this 663-nucleotide messenger RNA. RefSeq lists its product as uncharacterized. NCBI's taxonomy places the organism in Eukaryota, Fungi, Ascomycota, Pichiomycetes, Pichiales, Pichiaceae. Gene Ontology annotation, biological process: L-tryptophan biosynthetic process. Bases 1 to 663 code for a protein of 220 amino acids. The transcript is spliced from 2 exons. The record is from RefSeq and is a predicted model, not a curated record. Gene Ontology annotation, molecular function: phosphoribosylanthranilate isomerase activity.
AUGAGUCAGGUAGUCAAGAUCUGUGGACUCAAGUCUGUCGCCGAGGCGGAAGUGGCAGCUAGCAGCGGGGCGCAUCUGCUGGGAGUGAUUGUGGUGCCGAAUAGAGCAAGAACCGUGGACCCUGAGCAGGCGAGACAGAUAAGUCAGUUGUGCAAGGCGAGACGGCGGUCGCUGGGGCGCGAGUUUGUGGACUCCAGAAAACUCCUUGAGCAUCUACGAAAAUCAGACGCUAAAGGGCCCGACUGGUUUCGGCACUGUGCGCGGCUAAUCAUCGAGAACGGGCCAUACUUGGUCGGGGUAUUCAGAAACCAGCCUUUGGACGACGUCGUGAAGCUGUCGCAGGACCUGGAGCUGGACUUUGUGCAGUUGCACGGGUCAGAGGAUUUUUCGCUCUAUGCUAAUCACCUUGAUCUGCCCGUAAUCGCCAGAUACGUGCUCAGCAAGCCCAACAUAGCAGAGGCUACCAAAACGCACCUACAUGUACUUCCGCUGCUGGACUCGGAGCUCGGGGGCGAGGGCAGGGUCAUCAACUGGGAGGACGCCGAAGAGUUUAACAGGCAGUACGAGGGCGUUUUCCUGCUGGCAGGCGGCCUCAACCCAGACAAUGUGCGCCUGGCGUUGUCGGUGCAAGGAUGCAUUUCAUUGCCACUGCCAACUAUGUAG